ACUGUCAGAUGGUUGUUGGUUGGUUUUGGUUUUUGGUUCAAUUUGUACGACUUUCCUUCUUGUAAACAACACCAAAUUUAUUUAUUGUUUUUAAUUUUGUGCAAAUUAACUCAACAAACCCAAACAAACAAAUGAAAACCCUUUUCUAAAAUUAACACUAAAAAAUGCUACGCCUAAAGCUAUGACUAAAAAGCCAUCUGAAAAGAAUAAAGCUUGGGAAAAAGACAGACGCGACCGUCUCAACAAAACAUUCGAUGAGCUAGCCAAACUCUUGCCAAAGUUCGAUCCAUCUGUGGUUUGGAGCAAAAUCGAGAUAAUCCAGAAGGCAAUAGCAUUUAUUGGCGAUUUACAUAAACGUCUGGAAGAUUAUCUCACAGCCAAAGAUCCUGAGUUGCUCAAAGAAUACAGGGAAUUUGUGAAUUGCCUACGAUUCUAUCAAGAACGCAAUGCACAGUUGACAGAAUUGCUGAAGAAGGCAAAGGUUACUCUGCCACCACCGCCGACACCGGUUGCAUUGCCCCAAUUGCUUGUCAAUAAACCAGAACUACUGCCAAAGCAAGAAAAUGCCGAGGUUAACGAGAUGCAAAAGCCAAAAAGGCAAAGAAAUCGCUCGAAAAAAUCUAAUAAUGCUGUUGCUGAAAGUAAACCUGAAGAAGUCAAGGAAAAGGCGGAGAAUUCUUCUUCUGAAAUGACUUCUGAAAAAGUUGAAAACAAACCAAUUAAACCGGAAGUAGUAAUAAAACCAACGGCAAUCAUCACAGCAUUUGGUCGAGAAGUCUUGAACCCCAAUGAAGCACCGAAAGCUCCAACACCUCAAACUCAACUUCAACCACCUGUGCCUGCAAAACCUCUCCUGUUGCGUGUGCGGAAACCUCGAAAACACCAUCAAAGGCUAAAACUUAUUCCAAGGCCAAUGUUCCGCAAAUGUUAUCCCCAUCCAAGUCGAAUGGCCAAAUGGGCUUUCGACUCUGUGUCGAAUAGAAAAUCCCUGCUCCGUCAUCGACGAAAUGAGGCCAAAAAAAGGAAGCAGCAGCGGCGGAAGGAAAAAUCAUCAAAACGUCUUAAAGUUGCGUUCAAUCCAGAAAUUGUUCAGCCAGAGCAACUAAGAGAACAGUCAGUUUCUCCAACCGCAGCGUUCCUCCUUUCCUUUCCUGUGGUCACAUCAUCGAUGUUGGGUGGCAAAAAUGUCGAGAACACCGAUAGUUCAGUGAAUUUGGAGAACCUUAAUAAUUUUUUCACUACUGAGGAGUACAGCAAAUUCUGUGAUCAAAAUAGCGUCGUGGGUGAGAAAAUCAUUUCGCCUCCGCUGCCAGUGGAAGAUAAACCAUUGGUGAAUGAGAAACCAAUGACUGUUUUUACCGUUUCUGCCAUAACACGUCCGUCGGCACCGAAGAAAACACUAGCCGGCAAUGGGAUCCGUACAAAUGGUGGAAUGCCCAUACCAGCCACGACCACAAGCUUUGAUAGUUGCUUCAAUUUCAACAACGGAAAUCCAAUGAUUGGCUCGACCAGUAUGUGUGCAGCAACAAACAAUCAGCAGAUCACAUCGAAACAAUAUUCACAGCCGAACCUACCCUUCCCAAUUGUCACAGCUUAUCCAUCCGCAAUAGCUCCGUCUAACAAAUUGCCUAUCAAGCAAGAACAAACGACUUUAGUUACCAAUUCAUCAGAAAAAUUCUUCCCAAGAUACAAUCAUUCAACGCCGAAUUCAAUUCGAAGCUCAUUAGAAUCCCCAUCGAAACUCCUGAACCCAUCACAGUCAAACGUCACUCCCCCACAAAAAGACCUGACAGGUUCAAGUCGUUCUAACUUGCCUUUAACCACAAAUUGGUCAGUCAAACAGUCGGAAACACCCAGAGGAAAAUCGAUUACUAAUCCAGUCUCGUACUCAAAUGGUUCCGGUUCCAAACCUUCAUCAUCAUUGUCUAUAGCAGCAUCCACAUCACAUUCUGGAACCCUCAAUUCAAAGGUUUCUCCUGCAUCAAAGUCUACCAACAAAAUGCCUUUUUUGUCACCAACGAAAAACUUCUUUUACGAUUUUCCCACUCAAAACAGAACUACUUCAUCUUCUGUAUCUGUUCCUGGAUCUGGAACUGCUGAUCCAUUGAUAUCUGCAACUGCGCCUUUGAAAACCAACAAUUCCGUAAAAUCGGAAUUUCCUUGGACUCCUCCCAACACAUCGAUUCCGAACACGUCAUGCAAUCAAAAUGCACUCUUCACUCCAUUCGAUCUGGCGACUAUUGUGUGUGAUUCGUUGACAUCUACAAAUUGUACGUUCUCCCUGACCACAGCCAAGUCCACAGAACCCUCUGUGGUUGAUGCGGGUAAUAAGGCACCAGCCAAUACUCGAUGCAAUCAAAUGAAUCUUUUCCUUCCAUACGAAGAGGCACAAUAUACGCCAACUUACAACCCACUUACACAAACCAAGUCGUCUACAGAGAGCCAAAUGCCGAGGGAGUCAACCUCUUGGAAGUCGCUGGAGAAGCCAAAGGACGCAGCUGCUGCUGAUCAAAUCUUCUACGACUGCGAACAAAGUAAACCUCAGCAAAAGUCACACGUCAACUGGAUGACAUCUCCCACAACAACCGACUAUACCACGGCGGCGGCGCCAGCCAGUGCCCUCCCCUUGCCUCCGAUGGACUUUGGAAACCAGUUCACUGGUAGCUCCACUAAUUUCGACCUUAGCUUCAGCUGCAGGAAGGAUUCCUAUGAUGAUGACAAUCAAUUCAUCAACUGGUCACCGACAAAGCCCUUGAAUGCGGAUUUCUCGGCGGCCUACAAUUUCGAGAACUUUGGUUCUAACGAAGCGCCUCCCAACAAGACUGUGAAGCAGAUUUUCUCGGUAAGUCAGUUGGUGGACCAGACACCAUCUCAACAAGAAAUGGCUUCCUCUCUUAAGAAGGCUAUGCCAAAGGCACCCGCAGAGAAAUCCACUUCGGCCAAACAGUCAUUCUCCAACAUCUACUCCGCUGAAUCUCUGAUAGCCAAGAAGGAUAAUCGUUUCUACAAUCCAGCUGAGUCGCUCCCGAAUACCCAAACUGAUUACCAUAACUCUAACAGUUACUUCUUCAACUAUCCCACUACUCAGAACUGCUCCGAGAACGACUAUCUCGGUGCUGGUUCUUACAGUACUGCUGCAUCACAACAACCAGUCAAAGCAAGUUCAAUGCACUCAACUGUUUCGGUAGCUCCAGGUGCAGUAGGAGUAGGAGUAGGAGCAGGACCAGGAGCUAAUCCGACAUUUGACAGUAGUUCUGCUGCAACAACUUCGAACAACUUCUUCUCCCAUACAAUUUCAUCCAACAACAAUGAUCCCUACGAUCCGACCUAUUUCCCAAGCAGCAACUACAAUCAAAGUUGGAAUCAUGGAAGUGUUACCAGUCAUGGAGUAGCGAGCAAAGGUGGUACUGCUGGUUCAUUGAAUAUCUUCAAUCAACAAGGCCAGUUUGGAACGUUGCCGUUACCGUUGCAAGAAACAGCAUCAUGCCAACAGCAGCAACAACAACAACAACAAAAUUCAAAUGUUUCCGGGAAUCUGACUAAUUUUAAUUUAAGUUCCAUUUGUCCAGAGAUUGAUGGAAAAGGUGGACCAAAUGUCUGGUGAUUGGAUUUUUGUUUUUGUUUCCUUUUUCUGAAGAAAUUAAAAUUGUAAUUAUGUAUAUUUUAAUAUAUUUAAAUUUAUAAAACAAAAAUCAUUAAACAUUUGUAGGUUUUUAACAAAGCAA
This is a messenger RNA of Eupeodes corollae, 3725 nucleotides long. Its product is annotated as mucin-4-like. The record is from RefSeq and is a predicted model, not a curated record. Gene Ontology annotation, molecular function: protein dimerization activity. The coding region runs from base 182 to 3604 and encodes 1140 amino acids. Lineage: Eukaryota; Metazoa; Arthropoda; Insecta; Diptera; Syrphidae. The transcript has 5 exons.